AUGCUGAGUAAGCUCGCAUCGACCAAGACGGGUCCUAAGAAAAUGAUCUGGCUGGCUAUGAGAAACUUUGGCCAUGGUCCUUAUAACCCAUUGCAUUAUAAGCAUGCUAUGAUUCCAGAGAAGCUUCCAACGACUGAGGACAUGUAUGCGAAUAUUAAGACCUUCCAUUCUGAACCACCUCCUCCAAUUUAUAAUAUGAGGCAUUUGCACCCAGUCAGGCAAUCUGGGCCAAUCCCUCCAUAUGAUGGUGCUUGGACUAUGGAAGAUGUCAAAAAGAUCUGUGCCAACAUGAGUGUGCCAUAUGAUCAUUGUGCUCAAUCCACUGAUGUCGAGGAGCUCAUGAGGAGAGCUCCAGGUCUCACUAGAAAAGAAGCUUUAAGAAUUCAGCAACUUGGUCUCAACCCAGACGAGGAGGUUGACUUUGCAUACCUCACUGUCAACAUGGGCCUCGAUGUCUUCUACGAGAGAAACCAAGCUUACAUCGCCAGACAAGUCGUAACUAAUUCUAAGGGAGAAAAGGUAGAAAUUUUGUGGCCGUGCGCUACAUAUGAUGAAAUGACUAACAUGUCCUUCGGUACAGCAGAGGUAUGGGAGUACCACGAGAACCCUUGGGAUCCAAUCCCAGGAGAGUUACCUAUCAGGAUCCAUCCAGACUAUGAUCUUGGUGUCCCAUACACUUGGUUCGAGUACGAAAUGGAUAACAGAUUCCAUGCUGCCAUCACCACUGAUCAACAAUACAUCCCAGAAGACGAGAGACCAUUUCCACUGGACAAAAACCCUCACUGCCACAAGUACAUCUGGAGGCCACAAGAAGAUAUGCAGAACGAUGACAGAAUGAGGGACCCUGACUGGUACCCUGAAGACACCCACCAGAACAUCUACAACAGAAGAGACUUCAAAAAAGCAGAGAACCACUUGAAAGAAUACGACUAA
This is a messenger RNA of Moneuplotes crassus, 933 nucleotides long. The record is from the annotation of a GenBank genome assembly. NCBI's taxonomy places the organism in Eukaryota, Ciliophora, Spirotrichea, Euplotida, Euplotidae.